GACCCUAGACUGAGAAAGCCAACAUCUGUAUACUUGUAGUAUUCCGGUCGAAAAUCACCUAAAAUUCCUAAGAUGGCUGAUAGACAAGACAGCUUCUUCAAUCAAAUUGCAAGCAAUUACGGGACUAACACUGCACGAUACUUUAAAGACUACGCCAGAGACAACGUUAAACUCUGCAACAUGACGGUGAGAAAGGACUUCCUCCUCGAAUGCCGCAGGAAGGGAGUCUCUCCGGCACACAUCAUUAACACAAUGAAAUGUGUGUAUCCGUUACUCGAAGACGGCAGUCCAUACAUCCCCAAAUUAGACAGGAUUGUGGGCCGUUUCAAAAAGGCGUUGCUGAACAUCGAAAUCCAACAUACCUUUCACAAGAUUAAAACCUUGAAACAGAACAUGCUACUCGCAAAGCUCAACAUCGAAACAACUACGGAUGCGUCUGUGUCGACGGAGUUCAUAGCGACACAGCAAAGAGCUUUCACCAACAGGAAAACGCAGGUCGAACGCAGCACUAAUCGAAAGCUCGACCGGCUACUCAACAUCAACGAUUCCCUAUGCGAAGCAGUCCCCACACUGAACGAGAAAGCCAUUCUCAACGCUAGUGGUGUCGACAUUCCAAGAGAGAUGGAGACACUUCUCAGCAUGGGACCGAAAUUCGCUCUUCCGAUACAGAACAUCCAACCGAAUACCGUUUAUCACCUCAUUGCGGACGUUGAAUCCAUUCUCCGCACCUGCCCCGAUAAGAACACACAAGAUCGGAACAGAUGUCUCAUAGGUACCCGCAUUCAAAACUACCUCUCACGCACACACACUCCAAACGUGAACACCCCCCUACUACGGUUCUGUGAGAAUGCAACGCGGAUCACGAAAAGAUUUGUGACAGAACAUCCGGAGCUUUGUGUCCUGGAGUCCGACAAGGGGAAGAAAAUGGUGAUCAUGCGCCUAGCAGACUACGACACAAAAAUGCUGGAACUACUCAAUGCCUCGACGUACCAAACACUACGAAGUGACCCAACAUCAACGAUCCAAAAGAAGGUCAACAACAUGGCUAGGAGGUUAUCCAACCUCCAACUCAUCGACAAGCACACUCUGCACCAACUACAGACCCAAACAGCAACUUGUCCCCGCAUCUACGGGCAACCCAAAGCCCAUAAACCCAACCUUCCACUACGACCUGUCGUUCCAAACAUCACAGCUCCUACAUAUCAUAUGUCCAAGUUCAUAGCCAACAUCCUACAAUCCACUUUCACCAGCCAAUACAAUGUAAAAGACAGUUUCGCAUUCGUGGAAUACGUCAACUCCGUCACGAUUCCUCCUGACCACGUUCUAGUUUCGUUCGACGUUGUUUCGCUGUUCACCAAUAUUCCGAAGGAGAGAAUCAUCCGCAGCAUCAUAUUCCGAUGGGCAGACAUCAAACGAGGAACCAAGAUCAACUUAGACCUGUUUUUGGAAAUGGUUGAGAUGUGCUUGAACAGUAGCUAUUUCCGAUUCAGGGACAAAUACUACCAGCAGACUUUCGGAACUGCUAUGGGCAGCCCACUAUCACCGAUCCUGGCGGACUACGUAAUGGAAGACUUAUUGGACACAGUUACACAACAGUUGAGUUUCUCCAUCAGGGUUCUGAAAAAAUACGUAGACGACCUGUUCCUCGUACUACCCAAAACCGAAGUCCAAAGUACCCUUGCUGCGUUCAACAACUACGAUCAACAUCUCCAGUUCACCGUAGAGGACGAGAAGGAUGGAGCGCUACCCUUCCUGGAUACCCUAGUGAUGCACCACAACGAUGGAAGCGUGAGUACGCAGUGGUAUUCCAAGCCCAUCUCUUCGGGACGUCUGUUGAAUUACCAUUCCUUCCAUCCAACGAACAUGAAGCUCAACGUAGCUAAAAACCUCAUAAACCGAGCUACACAGCUAACCACCAAGUCGUCAAUGGAACAAGUCAAACACAAAAUUUUCCAAAUCCUACGACAGAACAACUACCCUUCGGCAUUAAUCAACAGACUAACAAGCCACAUCAGGAACAACCAAGCAGCGCUCACCACGGCAACUCCCUCCAAUCACAACAUACAGCAUAGCCACCCACCACAACAACCCUCACAAGCAGAUCCAGGAACAACAACAAUCCUCCCAAUAUCGCAGCACACUCUACAAGCACCAAACAGUCAGAUACCAAACGAAGUCGUCUACAAAUCCAUGCCAAACAUCCCAAUACUGAGCCGUACCAUAUCAGAGAUCCUAAAAAGAGAAUAUCCAUCUGUAAAAAUAGCCACGUACAACAUAAAAAGCACAUAAACACUUCUCAAGCCUGUAAAAGAUGCAGUUACACCUCUAGAACAGCAUAACGUCAUUUACAGUAUACCAUGUACCAAUUGUGAUAAAGUAUACAUAGGUAUGACGACCAAUCAUCUCAAAAAGAGAAUCAGUGGACACAGAUCCAAUGUAAACAAACACUCCAAUACCACAGAACACGAUACACAACCCAAAACAGCACUAAUACAACACAUGCUCGAUUGUCAACACACAUUCAAUCUAGACGGUACAAAAAUAGUUGACAGAUCGUACCGUUCCUCUGCCUUACCGAUGUUGGAAAUGUGUCACAUACACAACACUUCCAACACGGUAAACUUCCGAACAGACGUAGAUGGGCUAAAUAUCACGUAUGCUGGUAUUCUACACACAGUCAAGACAACCCAAUCACGUAGAAGACAAAUGAGCAACGAUAGACCAUAUACCACAGUAGAUACAGUAGACCUAACAGAUGUCGAACAAUAGCUCUAAAUCUAACCCUCCAUGUUUAAAAUAGCCGUUGAGUACCGUCAAGUAGUGUAGUGUUCACCUGUGCAGUCCAAAAAUUUGUAAAAACUAUACGUAUGAUAAUUGUAAGUCUAACCAAUUAAUGUCCCAAAUCCUUCAUGUAAUAUGUUUUGUCCACUCAGGCAGAAAACAAGAAGCCCACACCCCCUAUGGCGGCAUUAAACCAUAAGACAAAAAACGGUUGACUGAGUAGGUACUAGUAAUCGAUGUUCAAUGUUAAAGUAUACUAAAUGUGCAAUGUUUUUAGUUUUUCCCUUGAUAAAGGCCAAAUAAAGCCGGCC
Aedes albopictus (Asian tiger mosquito) is the source of this 3092-nucleotide messenger RNA. RefSeq lists its product as uncharacterized. The record is from RefSeq and is a predicted model, not a curated record. Lineage: Eukaryota; Metazoa; Arthropoda; Insecta; Diptera; Culicidae. The transcript has a single exon.